UAAACAUUAUGAGUCAUUUCUGUUCCCUGUUCCCUAGUUUUCUCAGUUGUCUUUCACUCUGUCCUCGGAUGUUUUAAAGUCCCGCUUCUCGGAAUCGGUAGCAAACCUCGGCGGGCCGGCGUGGGAACAGGAAGUGAGCGCAGUCCCGAGGAAGGACAGCGGGCCCGAGCUGGAGGCUCUGAAAGCUAAAGCCAGCGGCGGUCUGCGGCAGGCGGCUCCCCGGAGUCGCCCGAGCGGGCAGCUGUGACCUGUUUCACGGACUUGGUGACAGGUUACGGCUCUCCUACGCCUCGAUAAGGAUGGAUUUCAACAGCUGCCUUUACUAUAUUGCUGAACAACUGGGAAGUGAAGAACUGGCUGCCCUCAAGUUCCUGUGCUUGGACCACAUCCCACAGAAGAAGCAGGAGUCCAUCAACGAUGUCCUGGUGCUAUUUGAGAGGCUGAAGGAGAAGGGGAUGUUGGAGGAAGGCAAUCUGUCUUUCCUGAAGGAGCUGCUUUUCCUCAUCAGUCGGUGGGACCUGCUGAGCAACACCUUAAACAGCAGCCGAGAGGAGAUGGUGAGGGAGCUGCAGGUUCCACACAAAGCCCAGGUUUCUGCCUACAGGGUCAUGCUCUUUAAGCUCUCAGAAGAAGUGAGUGAGUCGGAAUUGAGAUCUUUUAAGUUCUUGUUGAACACUGAUAUCCCCAAAUGUAAGCAAGAAAAUCGCUUGAGCCUGCUUGAUAUUUUCGUAGAAAUGGAAAAGAGGAUCAUCCUGGCGGAAAGUAACUUGGAACUCCUAAAAUCAAUCUGUGGCCAGGUCAACAGGAGCCUGCUGGGGAAGAUCGAGGAUUACGAAAGAUCAAGCUCAGAGAGAAGAAUGAGCCUUGAGGGAAGGGAAGAGUUGUCAGUUUCGGUUUUGGAUGAGGAGGUGUGCUUCAAAAUGCAGGAAAUGUGGGACUCGCCAAGAGAACAAGACAGUGAGUCACAGAUUUCAGACAAAGUUUACCAAAUGAAGAACAAACCUCGGGGAUACUGUCUGAUCUUCAACAAUAAUAAUUUCAGCAAGGCUCGGGAGGAGGUACCCAGACUCCACAAAAUGAAGGACAGAAAAGGAACAGACUACGAUAAAGAGGCUCUGAGAAAGACCUUUACGGAUCUUCAUUUUGAGGUCGUGUCUUACAAUGACUGCACAGCCAAUGAAAUCCACGAGGUUCUAAGAUACUACCAAACAAUAGACCACAAGAACAAAGACUGCUUCAUCUGCUGUGUCCUAUCCCAUGGAGACAAGGGCAUCAUCUACGGAACGGAUGGGAAGGAAGCCUGCAUCUAUGAGCUGACGUCUUAUUUCACUGGUUCAAAGUGCCCUUCCCUGGCUGGAAAACCCAAAAUCUUUUUUAUCCAGGCUUGUCAAGGAAAUAACUUCCAGAAAGCAGUGCCUGAUGAGACAGGCUUAGAACAGAAGCACAACACUUUAGAAGUGGAUUCAUCAUCUCACAAGAACUAUAUUCCGGAUGAAGCAGACUUUCUGCUGGGGAUGGCUACCGUGAAAAACUGUGUUUCCUACCGAGAUCCCAUGCAGGGAACCUGGUAUAUCCAGUCACUUUGCCAGAGCCUGAGGGAAAGAUGUCCUCAAGGUGACGAUAUUCUCAGCAUCCUGACUGGCGUGAACUAUGACGUGAGCACUAAAGACGACAGGAGGAACAAGGGGAAGCAGAUGCCACAGCCCACCUUCACACUACGGAAGAAACUCUUCUUCCCUCCUAACUGAUGUGUGCUCUCCACAGUUCACAUGGGUUAUCUGUGCACUUUUGUGUGGAGGACUGAGUCUAAUUUAUUUUUUUUAUGAUUUCUUUUGUUUUUGAGUUUACACUUAUAUCAUUUUUCCAUUUCCUCACUUUAAAUUCUAUGUAAUCUUCCAAUUUCAAAUACAUGACCUCUUUUAUCAUUGUUGUACACACACACACACACACACACACACACACACACACACACACUUCUAAAUAUAACCUAACCAGUUUGUAUACUGUCACUUGGGUGUAUGUUUUGUUUUGCUUUUAAAAAUGGAGUGGCCUCUGGUAGGCAAUCACACUCAAGGCAGGCCCCUCUCCCUAGAAUAGUUGGGCAACACAAAUUGGACUCCAUGGGUUCACCUUUAAUCCCAGCACUCUGGAGGCAGAGGCAGGAGGAUCUCUGAGUUCAAAGCCAGCUGCUCUCUACAGAGCAAGUUCUGAGAUAGCCACGGCUACACAGAGAAAGCUUGUCUUAAAAAAACAAAAAAGAAAACUUGAAGAUGUGUUAGUAAGAAAGCAAGACUGGAACAUGGAUCUGAGACAAGUUAACAGAGAAGGUGAAUGACUGGAGCAUGGACCUGAGACAAGUCAGCAGAGGAUGGGGGUGGGGGGUGGGGGUGAAUAUCAUUCACUGCAUGA
This is a messenger RNA of Arvicanthis niloticus (Nile rat), 2409 nucleotides long. It is a transcript of the gene Casp8, whose product is annotated as caspase 8. The record is from RefSeq and is a predicted model, not a curated record. Gene Ontology annotation, molecular function: protein binding; cysteine-type endopeptidase activity. Gene Ontology annotation, biological process: apoptotic process; proteolysis; regulation of apoptotic process. NCBI's taxonomy places the organism in Eukaryota, Metazoa, Chordata, Mammalia, Rodentia, Muridae.